AUGAAGCCUUAUUUAAUGACCAUUGUCAUCCUUCUGAUCCUGGUUCAUAAGACAUCAGGAAGCAUGAAGACAUUACCCAAACAACAGAAGACAGAGGAUUUUGGAAGUACGUGUGAGGGAGGUGAAGGAUUAUGCAGAAGGAAAUGCAGAGCAAAUGAAGCUGAAAUACACUACUGUGCAAAUGGCAAAAAGUGCUGUGUGAAAUCAUAUGCAACCAUUCUUUCUAAUGUAGUAGAGAAUAACAUUGACUGGUCAAAAUUUUGGAUCACCACUAGUCAACCUACUUACUGA
Camelus dromedarius (Arabian camel) is the source of this 291-nucleotide messenger RNA. Its product is annotated as beta-defensin 29-like. The transcript is spliced from 2 exons. Bases 1 to 291 code for a protein of 96 amino acids. NCBI's taxonomy places the organism in Eukaryota, Metazoa, Chordata, Mammalia, Artiodactyla, Camelidae. Gene Ontology annotation, biological process: innate immune response. Gene Ontology annotation, cellular component: extracellular region. The record is from RefSeq and is a predicted model, not a curated record.